UUUGCUCCAGCAGAUGUUGGUCUGCAGGAGGUUCUAGAGGAACAUAAGAUCAGUCUGAGGAGGAGAUGUGAAUGUGUGACUGAAGGAAGUGAUGAAACAGGAAGUAGAACCCUCCUCAACAGGAUCUACACUGAUCUCUACAUCACAGAGGGAUGGAGUGAAGAGGUUAAUACCCAACAUGAGGUGAAGCAGCUGGAGAGAGCUUCCAAGAUCCAGAACCUCCAUGACUCUCCAAUCAGGUGCCAUGACAUCUUUAAAUCCUUCCCUGACCAACAUGGAGCCAUCAGAGUGGUUCUGACCAACGGCGUCGCUGGUGUUGGAAAAACCUUCUCGGUGCAGAAGUUCACUCUGGACUGGGCCGAGGGCUUGGAGAACCAGGAUGUCAGUGUGGUGGUUCUGCUGUCGUUCAGGGAGCUGAACCUGAUCAGAGAUCAGCAGCACAGUCUUCUCUCGCUGCUCCAUGUUUUCCAUCCAACACUCCAGAAGCUCCCAGCAGAGCAGCUGGCUGUCUGCAAACUGCUCUUCAUCUUUGAUGGCCUGGAUGAAAGCAGACUUUCACUGGACUUCAACAGCAGGCAGCUGGUUUCUGACGUCACACAGAAGUCAUCAGUCAACGUUCUGCUGACAAACCUCAUCAAGGGGAACCUGCUUCCCUCGGCUCUCAUCUGGAUAACUACCAGACCUGCAGCGGCCAAUCAGAUCCCUCCUUCAUGUGUUUCCAGGGUAACAGAAGUACGAGGCUUCACCGACGCCCAGAAGGAGGAGUACUUCAGGAGGAGGUUCAGUGAUGAAGAGCUGUCCAGCAGAAUCAUCUCCCACAUCCAGACCUGCAGGAGCCUCCACAUCAUGUGUGGAAUCCCAGUCUUCUGCUGGAUCACUGCUACGGUUCUGGAGAACAUGUUGACCUCAGAGCAGAGAGGAGAGCUGCCCAAGACCAUGACUGACAUGUACUCACACUUCCUGCUGGUCCAGACAAAGAGGAAGAAGAACAAGUACCAUGGAGGACAUGAGACAAGUUCACAGGAGCUGAUGGAGGCAGACAGGGAAGUUCUUCUGAAGCUGGGGAAACUGGCGUUUGAACAUCUGGAGAAAGGAAACAUCAUGUUCUACCAAGAAGACCUGGAGCAGUGUGGUCUGGAUGUUACAGAGGCCUCGGUGUACUCAGGAGUUUGUACAGAGAUCUUCAAAAGAGAGAGUCUGAUCUUCCAGCAACCAGUUUACUGCUUUGUUCACCUGAGCAUCCAGGAGUUUCUGGCUGCAGUUUACAUGUUCCACUGUUUCACCAGCAGGAAUAAAAGGGUGGUGGAGGAGUUCCUGGGAGAAAAAUACAGUGGUUUCACCAGCAGGAAAACAGGGGUGAUGAAGAAGUUCCUGGGAAGAAAUUACUUUAAAACAUCUAUGGAGGGUUUCAUGAACAGAGUUAUGUCUAAAUCCUUCAGCAGUAAAAAUGGCCACCUGGAUCUGUUUGUUCGUUUCCUUCAUGGUCUCACUCUGGAGUCCAACCAGAGUCUGUUAGGAGGCCUGCUGGGUCAGACAGAGAUCAGUCCAGAAACCAUCCAGAGAAUCAUCAACAAUCUGAAGGAGAUGAACUCUGAUGAAAUCUCUCCUGACAGAAGCAUCAACAUCUUCCACUGUCUGAUGGAGAUGAAAGAUCUCUCAGUGUUUCAGGAGAUUCAACAGCUCCUGGAAUCAGGGAAGAAGCUCUCAGAGAUCCAGUGUUCAGCUCUGGCCUUCAUGCUACAGAUGUCAGAGGAGGUUCUGGAUGAGUUGGACCUAGAAAAGUACAACACAACA
Poecilia latipinna (sailfin molly) is the source of this 1794-nucleotide messenger RNA. RefSeq names its product protein NLRC3-like. The annotation marks the transcript as partial. Lineage: Eukaryota; Metazoa; Chordata; Actinopteri; Cyprinodontiformes; Poeciliidae. The record is from RefSeq and is a predicted model, not a curated record. The transcript has a single exon.